UAAUUAUAGCAAGGAUAACUUUCUCUUUCUACAACAUGACGAUUUCGUUGCAUCGUUCCACGUAUUAAAACUGAAACUCCUUAUUCAUAACACUAGCUCAGGCUCAGUUUACGUUUAUGGUGAAACGUGGGCAGUUAUUGAUAUACAUGAACGAGGCAUACUGGAGGUUGACGGCAGCGAACAAACACAUACACUGAUAUGUAAAAACAUCAAUGAUUUUAUCGAUAGAACGCCUAUAUCAUCUUUCAAAGAGAAGCAGCGAGAAUAUCUGUUUAUUAAACAUACCAUUCCACUACAGUAAUAAGCACUACCAAUGAAAAUGGAAGAAUUUGCUAUCUUCCGAAUUUGUGAUUCGCGACGUACAAACAGAUGUAUAAUACCGGCACUACCAAACAUACAAAGCCUCUUAGAACAAGGUAAGUAAUAUUGUUACCACGACAUAUAUGUUAAUAAUUACCUUUUAUAUUUGCAGGGUCAAUUGCAUUGCAGAAAAAUGUCGAUCAAAUCCUUAUGGAAAGUGAUGGUUGUAAAAUAACCACCGAUCUCGUGCUUGGGGUUUUUCAAGACCAGCUCAUGAUGCUACUAAGCCCAGGAGAGUAUUGGAAACCGAAACAACAGGCGCACUCCAGUGUCUACUCGAAUGAAAAUGGCAAUGAAGUUCCCGAUUGUAACGAAGAUGAAGUAGAAGAAUCGUUGCCAAAUGUAGCUCAGCAAGAUGGUUUCAAUGAAGAAGUAGAACUACAGGAAUCAGCAACUGAAACACUCGAGACACACCAAGUUCAAAAUACAGAUCAGAUGGCUACACAAAUGAUAAUUGAUAUUCAUGACGAUAAGCUUUCGCAAUGCUUCGAUACGGCACUGGAUGAAGUGGAUUACAACAGCAAAUGUGCGGACGAUCCGUUGGCAGACUUCGACGAAAAUCAAUCGCCUAAUACAAGCAAAAAACGGUCCCUCAAUGCGAUUGUAGUCGAGAGAAAUAAGAAGAAAGUUUCUGUGGAUAUGAAAUUUGAAUCAUUCGAAAUAAAUUGGAGUAAAUUGAGCGAUAACUUACUUACGGAGCUAAGAAAAAAGCAGGAUUUCAAAAAUAAAAACCCGAAACUUAAGGUACCCAGAAUGAUGCGGAUCAGUAAUGCAGAUACAAAUACUCUUGUGAACAUUAUAGUUGAUCAAUUGCGGGCUAUAGACACGAACGUUCGUGCAGAUACUAUGGAAAGCGUAGCGAAGCAAAUAUUAUCCAGAUAUCCUUGUCUGGAGUUUGAGGAUGACGAUGGUUUCGGAGCAGGCGAAGGCUACGUAUCAUUAAAGUAUAAAAUGAUCAACAGGAAUGCCUAUCUAAAUCGAUUUAAGGAUCCAAAUAAACCAUCAACUUCUCGUUCAGAAAAAGUAAAGUUGAGGAAUGUCAGAGCUGGAACAAUUAAAGAAUAUUGGACCGAAACAUCGCCGGACUGUACGAAGGACAUUAAGUCUAUGCUUUUGCGCGAAGAGCCACAUCUGCUCACAGAUGAAUUUAUGAGCAAAUCUCAAGCAUAUCUAAGAUAUGUUUUAGAUGAAAAACAAGAUCUUAAAAGUACGUUGAAACAGUUCCCCAUAGUUCGUUGCACAAAGAUUUUGAAUUUUCAUUUUACGAAAGCAACAGGAGUUGACGUUUCAGACCUUCGGAAAUAUUAUUCAUCUAAGAAAAGUAAAAUCAUUAAUUACUCUCUGACAUGCCGGCGUGGGUAUCGUCUGAAAAAUAAUGCAACAGAUCUCGAAGUGUUCAGUUUCCUCGCUUCAUUGCUCGGAGAAAAUAUCGACAACCUCAUCAUACAAAAAGAGAUUGGCACACAUAUUGACGAUAUUUCAAUUGAUGUAGCAGGACCAGUCCUCGUUUGUGUUGAUCUUGGAGCAGACAGAUUCGUAUACUACGUGUAUGCGGAAAAUUUACGUCUAAAUGAUGGAGCUGAUAAUAUCAUUGAUGGCCUUGAGAAUUUGAUGGCAGUAUACUACGUACACAAUUUUAUGUACGUUACCAGCAAUGGGAAGUUUCUGGAAUUUGUUCAGCAAUAUUUCCUCAAAAUUAUUCCACUGCUGGGAUCAAAGAGCACUGCAACAAGAGUAGGACGACGUCAGCGCGUCGUGCGGAAGAUCAUCACAGCUCUUUCGGAACAUGAAAUUGUCGACCAACAGAACAAAUGAAGCAGCAAUUUGCGAUAGUCGAGCUCAAAAGACAACUUUUACACAAAAUUUCUAAGCGCAUUAUAUGCAUAUAUAAAUGAUCUUUUCUUUUUAAAUUCGCAUUGGAAAAUAUUAAAUAAACUGAAGUACAUAGUUUACGAAUUCAUCAGUUAUCCGAAGCAACCAUAUUGAUUUCUUUGUUCGUUAAUUGUCAACAAGCCUAUAAGAAAUGGUCUAUUGUAGAUUUCGGUUAUGCAAUAUAAUUACAUUGAAAAUUCAG
Messenger RNA from Topomyia yanbarensis, 2434 nucleotides. RefSeq lists its product as uncharacterized. The record is from RefSeq and is a predicted model, not a curated record. Lineage: Eukaryota; Metazoa; Arthropoda; Insecta; Diptera; Culicidae. Bases 511 to 2175 code for a protein of 554 amino acids. The transcript is spliced from 4 exons.